Paramisgurnus dabryanus is the source of this 1710-nucleotide messenger RNA. RefSeq lists its product as uncharacterized. The record is from RefSeq and is a predicted model, not a curated record. NCBI's taxonomy places the organism in Eukaryota, Metazoa, Chordata, Actinopteri, Cypriniformes, Cobitidae. Gene Ontology annotation, cellular component: nucleus. Gene Ontology annotation, biological process: regulation of gene expression.
AUGAAAACUCACACUGAAGAGCAUCCAUACCCAUGCCCGCAGUGUGGAAAGAUUUUCAAAAGAAAAAAUAAUCUCACGGUCCACAUGAAAACUCACACUGAAGAGCGUCCAUACCCAUGCCCGCAGUGUGGAAAGAUUUUCAAAAGAAAGAAUCAUCUCACGGUCCACAUGAGAAUUCAUUCUCAAGAACGCCCAUUCCCAUGUCUUCAAUGUGAAAAGACCUUCACAAGGAAAGAUCAUCUUAUAGAUCACUUGAAAAUUCACACUGGAGAGACUCCAUACCAAUGUCUUCAGUGUGAAAAGACAUUUGGCAGUAAAGCUAGUCUAAAGGUCCACAUGAAAGUUCACACUGAUGAGCGUCCGUACGCAUGUCUUCAGUGCGAAAAGAAAUUCAACAGGAAAGAUUGUCUAUCAGUCCACAUGAAAGUUCACACUGGAGAGCGUCCAUACGCAUGUCUUCAGUGUGAAAAGACAUUUAACAGGAAAGGUGGUCUCACAGAACACAUGAAAAUUCACUCUAGAGAGAGUCCAAACCCAUGUCCUCGGUGUGGAAAGACUUUCAAAAGGAAAGAGGGUCUUGAAGAACACAUGAAAAUUCACACUACAGAGAGUCCACACCCUUGUCUUCAGUGUGGAAAGGUUUUCACACAAAAAAAUUAUCUUAUGGUCCACAUGAGAGUUCACACUGGAGAGCGCCCAUACCCAUGCCUGCACUGCGAAAAGAGUUUCACACGAAAAAAUAGUCUUGUGGGCCACAUGAGAUUUCACUCUGGUGAUGUACACCCAUGUCUGCUGUGUGGCAAGAGUUUCACAAGCAAAAGUGAUCUAUCAGUCCACACAAGAAUUCACACCGGAGAGAGUCCAUACUCAUGUUCUCAAUGUGGAAAGAGUUUCACGCAGAAAACUCAUCUUAAAAUCCACAUGAGAACUCACACUGGAGAGCGCCCAUACCCAUGUCUUCAGUGUGGAAAGCGUUUCAGAACCACAGGACAUCUAACUCUCCACAUGCUAAUUCACACUGGAGAAAAGGCCUACCCUUGUCUUCAGUGUGGAAAGAGUUUCAGACACAAAGCUUAUCGAUCAAUACACAUGAGAAUUCACACUGGACAGCGCCCAUACCAGUGUACUCAGUGUGAAAAGACUUGCAGGAACAAAGGUCAUCUAAAUGUCCACAUGAGAAUUCACACGGGAGAACGCCCAUACCCGUGUCUGCAGUGUGGAAAGAGCUUUGCACACAAACCUAGUCUUAUGAUCCACAUGAGAAUCCACACCGGAGAACACCCAUACCCAUGUCUUCAGUGCGAAAAGGGUUUCAGACACAAAAAAAGUCUUGAGGAACACGUGAGGACUCACACCGAAGAACGCCCAUACCCAUGUCAUCAGUGCGAAAAGGGUUUCAGACACAAAAAAAGUCUUGAGGAACACGUGAGGACUCACACCGAAGAACGCCCAUACCCAUGUCAUCAGUGUAAAAAGUGUUUCAAACGCAAAAAAACUCUUGAGGAACACAUGAGGAUUCACACCGGAGAAAGCCCAUACCCAUGUCUUAAGUGUGGAAAGACAUUCACAAGGAGGGGUAAUCUUGCAGUCCAUAUGAAAGUUCACACUGGAGCACGCCCAUAUCCAUGUCUACAGUGCGGAAAAUGUUUCAAACAAAAAACGACUCUUGAAGACCACACAAGAAUUCACAUUGAAGAGGGUCCAUGCUAG